AUCCCUUUCCUCCAUUCGAAAAUAAACCAUUUAUCGCUGAGGAAGGCAGGAGGAGGAUAACUCCGCGCUUCAGUGAUUCUCCGUCAGGUUUUCUCAAAUUUGAUCCGUGGAAGAGAUGAAUCGUGAUUCAAAUCUCAUCGAUGAAGAAAAUGUCAACCCAUUCGCGAAAGGCACAGGAUCCAAGUCAAGGCUUUCUCCUCUUUCUUCUGAACCUCGUGUAUUUGGGAAUAGGCAUGAUGCAACCGUCGACAUACCACUGGAUACAGUAAAUGAUCCCAAGAAAAAGGAAAAAGAGAUUGCAAAUUGGGAAGCAGAUCUGAAGAAGAGAGAACAGGAUGUAAAGCGAAGGGAGGAUGCUUUGACUAGAGCUGGAGUAACCAUUGAAGAGCAAAACUGGCCGCCAUUUUUCCCUAUUAUUCAUCAUGAUAUCGCUAAAGAUAUUCCAGUCCAUGCACAAAAGUUACAGUAUUUGGCUUUUGCAAGUUGGCUAGGUAUGGUUCUUUGUCUUGUGUACAAUGUUGUUGCUGUGACCGUUUGCUGGAUCCGUGGAGGAGGUGUAAUAAUAUUCUUGCUUGCAAACAUAUAUGCCCUGCUUGGGAUUCCUCUUUCAUAUUUGCUUUGGUAUCGGCCUCUGUAUCAUGCUAUGAGGACUGAUAGUGCCCUGAAGUUUGGUCUUUUUUUCCUUGUUUACCUGAUUCACAUUGGCUUUUGUAUUGUUGCUGCUAUUGCUCCCCCAAUUGUAUUCCGUGGGAAGUCAUUAACUGGCAUUCUAGCAGCAAUUGAUACGUUCUCAGAUCAUGUUUUGGUGGGGGUCUUUUACUUGAUUGGCUUUGGCUUGUUUUGCUUGGAGACGCUUCUAAGCCUUUGGGUUCUUCAGAAAAUUUACCUGUACUUCCGAGGGCACAAAUGAGGAUGAUGAUCUUUUUCUUUUGUUGAUCUGCAGUGCUCCAUGCUAAUAUUUGGUUAUUUUAAUUACAUUAGUAUAGUUAUAGCUGGUCAUGCUUUAGAAUUUCCUAAUAAUCAUAUUUCUUCACACUGCAUUAUCCUAUGAUUUCUCUUUUCUUCAUUGAGAAGAAAGUUUGUUUGAUUUCUGUUCUUUAACAGCUGCAUAUAAUUUUAGUUCCUCAUCCAAUGUGAU
Molecule: messenger RNA, 1138 nt
Organism: Phalaenopsis equestris
Lineage: Eukaryota; Viridiplantae; Streptophyta; Magnoliopsida; Asparagales; Orchidaceae
Product: secretory carrier-associated membrane protein 4
Exons: 12
Coding region: 116-910 (264 amino acids)
Biological process (GO): protein transport
Cellular component (GO): trans-Golgi network membrane; recycling endosome membrane
Source: RefSeq, a predicted model, not a curated record